UUGGCGCUCGUACCCGGAACUAAAGAGCCCGGUACCAAAACACCCGGACGCGAGCGCACGGACACGCAGUGGCGAGGGCCGACCUGGGUCCACAGCAACCAUAGAGCCGGAGAGAGGGGAGGCGAUGGUGAGCCUGAAGCACCUGUCGCUGGGGGUGCUGGUGCUGCAGACGACGGGGCUGGUGCUCGUCAUGCGCUACUCGCGCACGCUGCCGGUCGACGGGCCGCGCUACCUCGCCUCCACGGCCGUCGUGCUCGCGGAGCUGCUCAAGAUAGCCACCUGCGUCCUCCUCAUCGGCUACGAGCACGGCAGCAGCGGGCGCACGGCCUUGUUGGUGCUGCGGGAGGAGAUCAUCGGGAAGCCCAUGGAGACGCUCAAGCUGGCCGUGCCAUCCGGCAUCUACACACUGCAGAACAACCUCCUGUACGUGGCGCUCUCCAACCUGGACGCCGCCACCUACCAGGUGACGUACCAGCUGAAGAUCCUCACCACAGCGCUCUUCUCCGUGUUCAUGCUCAACCGGCAGCUGAGCGGCCACAAGUGGCUGUCCCUGCUCAUCCUCGUGGUGGGGGUGGCGCUGGUCCAGUGGCCGAGCGAUGCGGCUCCAAGCGGCCACCAGUCGCUGUCCGUGGGUUCGCAGGUCGUGGGGCUCGUCGCGGUGCUCGUUGCGUGCGUCUCCAGCGGCUUCGCUGGCGUCUACUUUGAGAAGAUCCUCAAGGGCUCUCGCCAGUCCGUGUGGGUGCGCAACAUCCAGCUGGGGCUGUUUGGGACCCUGUUUGGGCUGAUUGGCGUAAUAGUGUACGAUGGGGACAAGGUGUGGCAGCAAGGCUUCCUGCAGGGAUACAACAGCAUCACGUGGGUCGUGGUCAUCCUGCAGGCCGUGGGAGGGCUCGUGGUGGCGGCCGUCAUCAAGUACGCCGACAACAUCCUCAAGGGCUUUGCUGCGUCCUUCUCCAUCAUCCUGUCCUCCUUCAUCUCCUACAUGUGGCUGCAGGACUUCAUUCCGACCAGCGUGUUUUUUGUGGGAGCCACGCUCGUCAUCCUGGCAACCUUUCUCUACGGGUAUGAGCCCAAGGGGCUGCCUGUCCCCAUGAAGAUCUGACGACGCCGCUGCCUCCUCCUCGCGCUCGCGGAGGCCUCGGUGAGGCGAACGUCUCUCCCGGCGGCAGGGCACGGGGUCGCGCCGUGGCCUCGCGGGACGGUCCAUCGUGACGUGGCGACGUGCGCCCGAUGGCUCCUCCUGCCGAGCCACGCGGUCCCCAGCCCAGAGCCGACCUUGUGAUCGGCGACCGCCGCGCCGUGCCGGCUGAUCGUUCUGUGGCGCCCCAAUGUUGCUGACGUCGGCCCAUCAGGUGGUGAAGCAGUGUAGGUGGUGAAGCAGUGUAGGUGGCUGAGCGGUGCUGGUAUUCGUCGUGUACAUUUGUGUGUGCGUGCGUGUACGUGCGUGCGUGUGCGUGCGUGCGUGUGCGUGCGUGUGCAUGCGUGUGCAUGCGUGUGCGUGUACGCGUGCGUGUAUGCGUGCAUGUGUAUUUAUAAACGAUUCGCGUUCAAAACUUUUGGUGACCGGGGUCAUUGAGAUGUCGCGCCACUGUAAUAGCCGGAGUAUCUCGCAGCCAAAUCUUAACACAGCAUCGUUCUGUAAAACUAUAUUUUUAUUAUUGAAAAUCAUUCAUUGUGUUUAAUAUCCCAUUCCCAACAUAUUCUCAAUUCCAAGAGUUGGCAUACAUCCUGUGUACUUGUGUGUUUGUAUGUGUAAUCAUGAGCGAUACUAUAAUUUCAUGCCCCUGCACCUCUACAGACGUACAAAGACAAAGAUCCCCCAUAUAGCCUUUAACAAACUCUGGGGGCAAGUGCUGUUCAUGUCAAGGAGCAUAAACCAUCACGCGGACUCCGGUCAUCCUCGCAGCGGCUUUUGGCUCGCCAUCGAACAAAGACGGUCACUGCAUCGCGUGGCGCUUUCAGAUGCACUUCUGCGGCCGUAUGGAACGCUCUUCCUUCCGAUAUUAGGAAGCCACUGGAGCUAUCCACUUUCAAAUCUUGAUUGAAAAUAAUUUCUUUAGAACUGCUUUUUGUGUUUAGUUUGUUGUCCUUCUCCUGCACCUCCAAUUAACACAGUUGGCUCCAUGUGGUGCGAAAGAAGUUCAAUAAAUAAACAGAGUGAGCUCUAUGCAGGCCAGCAUGGCACACGAGGGGGAGGGUGGCCAGCACUACACCCAUCAGCCUUUUCUCCCGAGUGGCGAUGUUUACCCAACGCACCAGGUACUCGUUUGAGACCGAGUUCGGAGCGCACCGCUUCCCACAAACACACGCACUGACACGCACGCACCGACACGCACGCACACGCAGAGUGAGAGCCUCGUUUGGCCAGACCCAGGACCCAGUCCGCACCGACCACAUGUUCCGUUCACAGCUGCACACCGAGCCAUGCCGGGAAUUACCAAAGUGCAAUGUAUCUGCUGUAAAGAGGAUGUUGAAGACCACGUGAGAUCAUAGUUUAGCAAGAGUAUGCCAUUGUGUUCUGAUGACGUCCCCAAAUCCAAAGUGUGAUAACUUGCACAACUUGUAAAAGAAAAGUUCACAAUAAUUGGCAUUACAAAGCCAGUUCACCAAUCUCCAUGCAAUAGUGACGAAUUUUUGUGGGCUCCUCGUGUCUAAGAUAUACAAGUCUGGGCCUCUCCUAAGUCAGCUUAGCCAAAAAAUGUGUUGCUUGCACGUGAUCAGUGCGAUGGAGAAUGGUGCUUGUCAGCUGCGGAGCUGGCUGUGCGUUUGUGCAAUAGCGACCUUCCUCCCCGCACCUCGGCCGGGCAACCCGGUGGCUCGCGGCGAAACCCUAAAGCGCCUACGAGUCGCACAGCCGUGUCAAGCGGAGGUUACAGCUGUGACGUCGCAAGAAUAUGGGCACAAAGUUACCGCCAGAGUUGAUGUGGCAGAAUUAACGAUAAUUCGAGAGUAAAUCACAAGAUGCGAACAAUGGGGACCGUGGUUGAGACCACGGACUUGGGUUCGAGAAGAAGAAACGUUGAGAUGUGAAGUGAAUGCAGUCUAUCGGAAGUGGGUUCGCAGUUUUCUUGUUCAUGCCACAGUGAUAUCAAUGUUCGGAUGCUUUAUACAAUCGUGGUCAUGCACCAGUAUGUGUAAACAUUGUUAGGUCAUACGUGUUAUUGACACAAAGUGUGCGUGUGUUGUUCUCCCAGCAUCGUCAGGGCAUUGUGAGAAGUGUGGCCUACCAGAAAAUACCGGCGCGGUUCGCCCACUGGACAUUGUCCCUGUGCGUGUGUUUAACCCAUGGUGUGUUGUGAAGGAAUAUGUCGUGAAGCCCAUGUCACACGUGUUUCUAAUCCAUGAACUAAUGCAGUAAAUGCACAUUGCAGUGUAAAUCGGCUUCCAGCUGUGUCCUCCAUCCAGCCAGUGGUGAUUGGAUUCUACACAUUUAUUGCACUGGCUUCCGAGUCUUCCCACAGCGUUUGGUAAAAACAAAAAUUCUCAUAUCCGUGUGCGGGCAACGCUCCAGCUGUUAUCCGUGACCACGUGCUGUAGCUGUGGUAGCUGUGGGAGCGGUGACACGAGGCGACGCCGAGGGGUCCGAGGGGAGAUUCCGCCACAGCGGGCAGCCGGGGUCGCAUCGCCGCGCUGACCCCAGCGAGCGUGGUGGUGGGGGGGGUGAACUCCUGUUCUCUGCGGCGCUGAGCCAGGAGUGCGAUAUUAAUGCUCUACGUAGUGGAAGUUACAACCAGAGUGCAAGUUCAGAUUACCCCUGUGUCACUCACACCUGCUCAGGAAAGGUUUCGGAUAUCUUCAGUUUUGGUGAACCGAGCUCAUUUCAGUGUUUGGGCACCCUGGCUCGUGUGCUACUUACGCCUGCUAAUACAGGAACAAUGGAAAUCAUUGCGAAUUAUCUUUCCAACAGUUUAAUAGCCUUAGUGCACUGGUUUUGUCAUGAAUUGCCAUAACAGGAAUGUGUUUACAGUGGCAGUGGUUUAAAGGUGCAUUCCCCUGUCAGCCCCUCUGCCUGUGUGAACGUUACGGGCUGAUGGAUACCCAGUCUGUGCUGAUGUGUUGGGCUGAUGCUCACCCUGUGUGGGUGAGAUGGACAGAGGGUCUUGUGUGGCUGGGCAUGGCCUGUGAAGUGUGCCUUACAUUAGUUUUAUACACACGCUACUUUGGAACCUUGCUACAUUUAAAGGGGUUGGUGUUGAAUCGUGGGCCCGAUCUAAAUUCUGUGUUUCAGUGCAUGUGUAAUUGAGAUGAGAGGUCUUGUGUGAUCUCAUGCCGCAGUACCAUACACCAGAUGCUCAACGUUACUCAUCCCAUGGCAGACAACGCCCUGUAUGAACGUAAAAGUGAUUCCGUGCUCAAAUGAGCAUUGGGACGGUAUGCAUCUCCAAUUUAGAGCCCCGAGCCAGAGGUACUUUCCUAUGACGGGGGCGAGUCCAUGCAUAUUACAACCACUGAUGACUUAAUCAGUGGUUUUAUUUUGACCCCAGCAUGAUGAUGGGCCAAAACCCCCAAAUCAGGAUUUGAACUCCAAACCUUUUGAUCGUGAGCCCCCUCUCCUGUUGAGCCACACGGCUGCAUUACGAAUGUAGAGUUUCCAUAAAACAAUUACUAUCAAUCUAUAUGAGUGCAUUCAAUGUGCUAAAUAUUGUUUACAUUUAAAAAGUCUCCUGUGCAGAGGGCUUCUGCCAUGUGACCAUCCCAACUGUAAGUCACAGUGGGUCAGCAGUGGUUGUGCGAAGCACUGGUGUGUCGUGCUGCUGGUGACUUGCUAUAAUCAUGCAGCCUCUGUUGUACGACCGAGAACAAUGAUGGGUUGCGAACACGUGUUUUGUAAAAUUGUAAAAAAAAUUGAGAUGUGUAGUAUAAAACUGGUUGGUGGGUAUUUUAAAGUGCAUAAUUUAAGAAUACGGAUGCUCGAAUAAGGCUUGAAUGGGUGUAAAUGAGGUUCUUUUGUGUUUCAUUGGAAAAUAUAUUGUUCAAAAAUAAACUUGAUCUAUCUUCAUACAGAAAA
Molecule: messenger RNA, 5008 nt
Organism: Lethenteron reissneri (Far Eastern brook lamprey)
Lineage: Eukaryota; Metazoa; Chordata; Hyperoartia; Petromyzontiformes; Petromyzontidae
Gene: SLC35A3
Product: solute carrier family 35 member A3
Biological process (GO): pyrimidine nucleotide-sugar transmembrane transport
Cellular component (GO): Golgi membrane
Molecular function (GO): pyrimidine nucleotide-sugar transmembrane transporter activity
Source: RefSeq, a predicted model, not a curated record